Messenger RNA from Oryzias melastigma (Indian medaka), 1463 nucleotides. Its product is annotated as UPF0500 protein C1orf216 homolog. The record is from RefSeq and is a predicted model, not a curated record. Bases 292 to 1266 code for a protein of 324 amino acids. Lineage: Eukaryota; Metazoa; Chordata; Actinopteri; Beloniformes; Adrianichthyidae. The transcript is spliced from 2 exons.
UGCUCUCAACCCAAUUUAGGAAGUGAGUCACGGCUCCGGCUUUUCCCAGAAUCAGGAAGGGAGGAGGAGGAAGAGGAGGAGUAGGAGGAGAGAGGAAGAACAUCACAGAGGAGUGCCAGAGGAGGGACACUGGGAGGGCGCAGGGUCCAGCAGCGUCUGCGGAGGAGAGAAAAGCAGCCAGAAAAGGUAGGAAACGGGAGUGUUUCGGCAUCCAUGACUGCGUGUAGGUGCGGGAGCGGCAGGAGGCGCGCGGGCAGCUGGUGACGGAGGACUUUGGAGGCGCGCGCGGACAUGGGAGAGUCUCAGUCGAGGUCAGUGAUGCUUCACCAUCAGGACCUGAAUUCCGCCUUCGGGGACGCCGACGAUAGCCCCUCCCCCCCGCUGCAGAACAGGAAAUGUGACAAGGACAGGAACUUCAACUUCCUGCCCGAAAAGGGCGACGACUUCCUCCCCGGAGACGAGAACCGCAACCAGAUGCGCCCCCGCAACCUGGCGUUGGGGCGCGACCCCCCGAGCUCGUCCUCCUCGCCCUCCUCGGGUUACCAGCUCAACGCGGGUCUCAAGUCGCCCCGCUCCCGCCUCCCCUGCUGGAGAACGCUGGAGCCUCUUCCUGAAAUCGAGAGCGGCGAUGACGGAUACGGCCGCGUUCCUCCAGACGGGGCAGAGGAGGAGGGGAUGGAGGAAGAGGAGGAAAGGGUGAUGAUGAUGAGGAUGAUGAAUCAAAGUGGCAAGAAGAAGGAGCUGAGUAGGCCGGAGGAGGACGAGGAGCUGGACGACGAAUGGGGAGACAGCGACUCGGAGUCGGAGGCGGGGUGCCGAUCUGGAGGCAGUCAGUCGUCUCUCAACAUGGAGAGCGGCGGAGAGGCGGCGACCUUCGCAGGCUGGGACCGCAUCGGGGUCGGAGAGCCCAAACUGGGCCCGACAGACGAGGCGAGCAACCUGGAGGGGGCGCUAUGCCUCCCAGGUGACCAGUCCUCUGACUCGGACGGCGAGCUGCCGGAGCUGAUGGACACGGUGUGGACGCUGCGCGACCGCGAGCGCUUCAAGGUGCAGGAGAUGGAGAAGCACCAGGCGCAGCUGACCAUGUACCGCCGGCUGGCGCUGAUCCGCUGGGUCCGCACGCUGCAGAGCCGCGUCCAGGAGCAGCAGAACCGCCUGCAGUCCAGCUUCGACGUCAUCCUCACUCACAGGAAGGAGCUGCUGCGCAUGGGAGCCGCCACCGUCGUGGCAAGCCCCGCCCCCACGGCUGCUGUGAGCCAGUCAUAGAGAGUUUGAGGACUAAGAAUUGACAGUCACACAACUUCCCAUUUGUUCGUUUGUCCUGCUGAGAGCUGGACGGCAGUCGUGUUCAACACGCACUUUAAGUGUAUUUGUGUGUUUGUCCUGAUGUGUGUAGAACCACAAUAUUGAAGAGAUUUUUACCCUGAAACGUGUUAAGAGUGUAAAUAAAGAGGAAAUCUGAA